UAAUCAGAAAGUCGGAAUAAAGUAACGGCAGGUUAUAUAAGGUCAAUUGCGAUAAAAUUAAUAAGACGAGUUGAUAACGUUACUUGAAAAUAGCUGUAUGAAAUAGAACGUUGCAUCGAACACAUAAGUUGCCUUUCUUUGAUAUUCAUCUAUUCAAAGAUUAUGCGUCCAACUUUCUCCAAUAUGCAUCUAUUACAAAGAAAUAUUUCAUAUUAUACUGCUUUCUUAAGUCGAUCAAUGCAUCUUUUAAGAGAUCAAGCAUAUGUAAAUGGAAAAUGGAUAGGAGGAAGAAAAAAUGAAACAUUUCCUAUUUAUAAUCCAGCUGAUCAAUCUGUUAUUAACAAUGUGCCUGACAUGGAUGUUGAAGAUACAAAAUUAGCAAUUAAUGCAGCAUCUAAAGCUUUCCAAUCAUUUAAUAAGACAACAGCAAAGGAACGAAGUGAUUUACUUAGAAAUUGGUAUAAUUUAAUGGUAGAACAUUCAGAAGACUUAGCAAAAAUCUUAACUAAAGAAAAUGGAAAAUCUAUCACAGAAUCCAAAGCUGAGAUCAAGUAUGGAAAUUCAUUUGUUGAGUGGUUUUCAGAAGAAGCUAGACGAAUUGAUGGAGAAAUACUGCAAACACCAAUUACUAACAGAAAGCUUUUUCUAUACAAAGAGCCAAUAGGUGUUGCUGCUUUAAUUACACCAUGGAAUUUUCCACAUGCUAUGAUUACACGUAAAGCAGCUGCUGCUCUUGCUGUUGGAUGUACUUGUGUAAUUAAACCAUCAGAAGAAACACCCCUUACUGCUUUAGCACUAGCAGAUCUUGCAGAAAAAGCAGGAUUUCCUCAGGGAACAAUAAAUGUAAUUACAACAGGUUUAAAAAAUUCUCCUGCUGUUGGUAAAGAAUUAUGUGAAAAUUUUGAUGUAAAAGUUUUAUCAUUCACUGGUUCAACGAAUGUGGGGAAAAUUUUGUACAAAAACAGUGCUUCAACUGUAAAGCGGCUUAGUCUUGAAUUAGGGGGUAAUGCAUCAUUUAUUGUUUUUGAUUCUGCAGACUUAGAUAUAGCUGUACAUGGUGCUAUGGCAAGUAAGUUUCGUAAUUCUGGUCAGACAUGUGUUUCUGCAAAUAGAUUCUUUGUACAUAGUAGUAAAUUUGACCAAUUCAUAGAAAUGUUUUUAUCAAGAAUUAAAAGUGAAAUUAAAAUGGGUGAUGGUAGUAAGAAAGGUGUCACACAUGGGCCUCUCAUUAAAGAAAGUCAGUUAAAUAUGGUACAUGCAUUAGUUAUCGAUGCCAUAGAAAAAGGAGCAAAAGUGCAUUGUGGUGGUACACCAUUACCUGAGUUAGGACCACUAUUUUAUGCUCCCACACUUAUGACAGAUGUUACUAAAGACAUGCAAAUUUACAACAAGGAAAUUUUUGGCCCAGUAGCUGUUAUUCAUAAGUUUGAAACCGAAAAUGAAGUUAUACAAUGCUCUAAUGAUACAUCUGUUGGAUUAGCCGGAUAUUUUUACUCCCAAGAUAUAUCACAAAUAUUUAGGGUAGCACAACAAUUAGAAGUUGGAAUGAUUGGUGUGAAUGAAGGGAUAAUUUCUACUGCAGAAGCUGCUUUUGGAGGGGUAAAAGAAUCAGGUUUAGGAAGAGAGGGUUCUAAACAUGGUGUUGAUGAUUUCCUUCAAAUAAAGUAUUUAUGUCUUGGAAAUAUUAAGUAUCAUUGAAUUUUAUUAAGCAAUUUAUUUAAAUCAUCUGGUAUAAUAAUAUUAAGAGGAUAUUAGAUCCUAAAAAGUAUCGAAGUUAAAAAAUGCUCAGUUAGUAAUAUAUUCUCAUAAUAAAAUAAGUUGAAACUUUAAACAUCUUUCGUAUAAGAUAAUAGUUUAGGAUAAUUAAGCAAUAAAAUAUUGAUAUAAUAUGUACUAUUUAUCAAAUUAAAUGUCUUCCAAUAGUUUAUAAAUUAUAAGAAUAUUACAAAUAAUAUAUAUAUAAAUAAUGGAAUAUAUUGUACAUUUAUAUAUGUAUAUAUAUUGUGCAUGUAUUAUUAUUGUGCAUGAAUGUAUUAUGCAUUUUUAUAUAUAUAUAUAUUUGUUCAUAGUUUAUUAAUUUUUGUGCCAUACGGAGUAAUGAAUUUAUUUUUAUAUAUAACUAAUAUAUAAAUGAAGUUUUUAUUUUACUUAAUGAAAAUAUGAAAAAUAUGAAUUGACUGAAAAUAUUGUCUUCCAAAAUGUCUUUCUAUAAUAAUAAUAUAAUAUUUAUAUAAAAGAAUAGGAUAUUAUAAACAUAUACAGUCGUAUUUUUGAAAUAAAGUUAUAUUCACAGUAUGUAAUAGUAAAUACACAUACGGCAAAACGUUAGAUAUUUGUAAUCAAUAAAGAUACAAUAACCAGAAUAAAACUGUAAUGAGAAUGUCA
Molecule: messenger RNA, 2385 nt
Organism: Bombus pascuorum
Lineage: Eukaryota; Metazoa; Arthropoda; Insecta; Hymenoptera; Apidae
Gene: Ssadh
Product: succinate-semialdehyde dehydrogenase [NADP(+)] GabD
Exons: 2
Coding region: 163-1698 (511 amino acids)
Molecular function (GO): succinate-semialdehyde dehydrogenase (NAD+) activity
Source: RefSeq, a predicted model, not a curated record